CAUUAACAACGCGGGAACUGGCGGGUUCUGUUACUUUUGUUUCGAGUCGAACGUGUUGCAACCCGCUUAACUGAUUCGUUUUAUUUAUCGUGUGAUAAUCCUGAUGGGCUCCCGCUCCAAGUUGUUCCUGGCGAAACACGUUGGCGGCAACGUUACAAAGUUGCAGAUUUAUUCACAAAAGUUUAGUUAGUUCGCAUUCUAACGUUAGCUUGAAUUUGAGGCAGCUACUGCUGUUAGCUAACGUUUUUCUUUGUUUAAAAAAAAUACAGCUGUUUGUAUUAGAUGAUAGCUCUCUAGCUAGCUAACCAAAACAGAACUUGUGUGACAUGGAAUCAUUUCAGAAAGUGGAAAAGAUUGGAGAAGGGACGUACGGAGUGGUGUACAAGGCAAAGAACAAAGUCACUGGAGAGACCGUUGCCCUCAAAAAAAUCAGACUAGACACGGAAACAGAGGGAGUACCAAGCACUGCCAUCCGAGAGAUAUCACUCCUCAAAGAGCUCAGCCACCCAAAUAUUGUUGAGCUCCGUGAUGUCAUCCACACAGAGAACAAACUGUACCUGGUUUUUGAGUUCCUACAUCAGGACCUCAAGAAGUUCAUGGACUCCUCCUCUGUCUCUGGUAUCGCUUUGCCACUUGUCAAGAGUUACCUGUUCCAGCUGCUACAGGGCCUGGCCUUCUGUCACUCCCACAGGGUUCUCCAUCGGGACCUGAAGCCCCAGAACUUGCUCAUCAAUGCCCAGGGGGAGAUCAAGCUUGCUGACUUCGGCCUGGCUAGGGCCUUCGGGGUGCCUGUCCGCACCUACACUCAUGAGGUGGUAACUCUAUGGUACCGAGCUCCAGAAAUUCUCUUGGGCUGCAAAUACUACUCUACAGCUGUUGACAUCUGGAGUUUGGGGUGCAUCUUUGCUGAAAUGAUCACUAGGAGGGCCUUGUUUCCAGGUGACUCCGAGAUCGAUCAGCUGUUCCGAAUCUUCCGUACCCUGGGUACUCCGGAUGAGGCGGCCUGGCCAGGAGUCACCUCCAUGCCCGACUACAAGCCCUCCUUCCCAAAGUGGGCCCGGCAGGAGCUGUCCAAAGUGGUGCCCCCUCUGGAUGACGACGGGAGAGAGCUUCUUGGGCAAAUGCUGGCCUAUGACCCAAACAAGAGGAUAUCUGCAAAAAAUGCCCUUGUCCAUCGGUUCUUCCGUGACGUCACCAUGCCAAUGCCACACCUACGACUCUGAGACAUGCAGACUGACGGGGACAAUACAUAGCGCAGGGUCUUUCCAUGAGAGACCUCUGAGCAUAAGGACUGCCCCAGCUCUUAUCCACACCUGAAUAGUACAGUCCAGACGAUGGGAGAGAUCACAGGGAAAUAUGGGUGCCAUUCCAAAAAUCAUUCCAGCAGUUAAAACCAGCGUUUUAUAAAUUAGAUGUCCUGUGAGUUUCUUUUCUUUUUUCUUUACAGCUAUGAGUGCUUGUUAUGGAGUGGAGAAUGGAUUGGAAAAUUCCAGUUGUUUCAGCAUUCGAUUUGUAUUGAAGGGGUUGUUUAGAUUUUAUCAAACUUGUUAUGCCAAUUUUAUAAAUGUUUAAUGAUUAUACAUAAAGAUAAACUUGUUCCAAAUCUUC
This is a messenger RNA of Oncorhynchus nerka (sockeye salmon), 1608 nucleotides long. RefSeq names its product cyclin dependent kinase 2 (gene cdk2). Gene Ontology annotation, biological process: protein phosphorylation; G1/S transition of mitotic cell cycle; signal transduction. Gene Ontology annotation, cellular component: cytoplasm; nucleus; cyclin-dependent protein kinase holoenzyme complex. The record is from RefSeq and is a predicted model, not a curated record. Lineage: Eukaryota; Metazoa; Chordata; Actinopteri; Salmoniformes; Salmonidae. The transcript is spliced from 7 exons. Gene Ontology annotation, molecular function: cyclin binding; cyclin-dependent protein serine/threonine kinase activity; ATP binding. The coding region runs from base 327 to 1223 and encodes 298 amino acids.